AGACGGUAAAACUUUUUAAAGGUCCGUUAUCUGCCGCACGAGGAACCGACAAACCACCGACUUAACGCAUUCACACCGUUUACGGAUAUAGUUCUUAACCCUCUUUGUGACUUUACUGGUGACGGUAAACAACCAGCACGUGCUUGCGGUUUUUGGCCAAAACAAAACAAAGGCCUGUUUUUUCUCUCCCCACAUUAGAGAUGAGACGCCGUUAAGACAAAUCACACCUCACAAUCUCAAACUUACCGUGAACACGGAUUUAACCUUAACGUUAACGGACUAUCAGUGGAUUUCAGUCAUUUUAAACGGAUUUAACGAAGAUUUCAACGUUUUAUCCGACACGUUUCACAAGUUUACCACAGCAGGCUCGUGACCAAAGCAACAUGUUGCAGUGGCUGAGUGAUGUGUUCUGGCAGGAACGUCUCUGGUUUCCUGAAGGAUUAGGCUGGGCGGAUAUCGAGGACCGAGACGGGCGUGUCUACGCGAAAGCACGAGACUUGUGGGUGGCUCUGCCCAUCGCGUUUCUGUUCCUCAUACUUCGUCAGAUCUUUGAAAGGACAAUUGGUACAUAUCUGGCCUCGUUGCUGGAAAUCAAGGAAUCCAAAAGAAGAAAUGCAGCUCACAAUCCAAUACUUGAGUCAUACUACUGUCACACUAGCAAAUACCCAACACAGAAGUCCUUAGCUGAGUUGUGUAGGCAAAGCGCCUGUACAGAGAAGCAGCUGCUGCGUUGGUUCAGACGCAGAAGAAACCAAGACAGACCCAUCCUGAUCAAGAAGUUCAGAGAGGCCAGUUGGAGGUUUGCAAUUUAUCUCUUUGCGUUUGUCGGUGGCUUGGGUGCUCUCAUUGACAAACCAUGGCUGUAUGACCUGGAAGAGAUGUGGAAGGGAUUCCCAACUCUGACUGUCUUACCCUCACAGUAUUGGUACUACAUGCUGGAGUUGGGAUUUUAUGUCUCGCUCCUCCUCAGCGUGGCUUCAGACGUCAGACGCAAAGACUUUAAAGAGCAGAUCAUCCACCAUGUUGCCACCAUCACACUGAUAAGUUUCUCUUGGUGUAUGAACUACAUCCGUGCAGGAACGCUGGUCAUGUUUCUGCAUGAUUCUUCUGACUACUUACUGGAGUCAGCAAAGAUGUUUAAUUAUGCAGGAUGGAGGAAGAUGUGUAACUACAUCUUCAUUGUAUUUGCUGCAUUCUUCAUUAUCACCAGACUCAUCAUCUUCCCAUUCCGGAUCCUGUACUGUACGUGGGUAUAUCCUCUGACGCUUUACCCUCCGUUCUUCGGAUAUUACUUUUUUAACGGGCUUCUGCUGGUGCUGCAGUGUUUACACAUAUUCUGGGCCGUUCUCAUCAUCCGCAUGGCACUGCGCUUCCUGCCCCACAACGAGAUCGUGGAAGACGAGAGGAGCGACAGAGACGAGACAGACGACUCUGAGGAGGACGAGAAGAGGAUCAGCGAAGUAAAGAAGCAUAGAGCGUUACAGAAUGGCUACAUCACACACAAUAACAACCACCGUAAAAUGCAAUGAUGGAGAAACACACACACACACACACAUUGCCCUGUGAGUAUGCUACUCUGCUACAGACACUGCUAACUGGAUUUGCUGAACAUGUCAUGAGGUCACAUGACCACCAUUUUGGUGCUUCCUUUCCUUCUUCUUAAACAAAGCACUCCUUUUAAACAAACACUUGAAGUCUCAUUAGCCUAGGAAGCUAAUUAAACUAGUUUGCUCGAUCAGGACUAUUUAUUUGAGUUGCGUUAGGAAGACAUUCACACCUAAUAAAUCCAAGUCGAUGACAAGACACUAAUUUUCAGGGAAUUUGUGACUUUUUCGGUAGUCACCUAGCUAGGAAUCUAAUACGGAAUUAGUGCACUACUGUAUGCCAAACGAUACCAAAGUGCCAGAAGGAAAGCUAGCUGGGGGGAGAGAGAGAGAAAGAGAGAGAAGAGAGAGGAGAAUGAACGGCAGAAUGGUCUUUAGUUUACUGAAUCAUGUGCCUUAUUUGUCCCUUCUGUCCUCAUCCCGCUUGUGUAUGUGGAUAAAUAAUAUAUAUUGCAGACUGUACACCAUGUGUGUAGCGAAGCAGUACAUCUGGGACAUGUCCUUUAGCAGCUUUUUUUUUUCUUUUUCUGUUUCUGUGACACGAACAGAAAUGUACAAACGCCAGCCGCAUCCCAAACCCCGUGUAACCAACACGAUACAACAGAAAAGGGACCAAACAUCAGAUGUAUCCCCACCUUACUGAACAGUAUGCUCAACAUUUAAAGGAAUAAUUAUAUGGAGACUGGCUUUGUUUCAAAUCACAUACUUGUAUACUACAUAGUAUGAUCUGAAGGGGGGGGGGGGGGAUUGACCGUAUUCCAAAGUGCAAAUUUAGUAAAUAAUGUCCAAAUCUAACUGGCUGUGUCCCAAAAUUAACUGAAAGCAAAUGAGGCAGAAUCUCAAAUUGCAUACUACCAAAGAAAGUAGUGUGCUUAACCUUAUUUGGUCGUUUCUCCUUCACUUCCACUUCUCCCCCUUCUCUCUCUCGCUGUUUUUUUUUUUAUCCCUGUAUUUUGAAUUACUGCUGCAUCCUCACUGCCAAACCUAACUACAGUGUUAUUUUUUUAUUGUUCAGUUCAUUGAGCUGAAAUGUUUUUUGAUGAUGAUGAUGAUGAUAACGACAGAAGAGAUAAUAAACCAGUGAUAUUCACA
This is a messenger RNA of Tachysurus fulvidraco (yellow catfish), 2696 nucleotides long. RefSeq names its product ceramide synthase 2b (gene cers2b). Gene Ontology annotation, biological process: ceramide biosynthetic process. NCBI's taxonomy places the organism in Eukaryota, Metazoa, Chordata, Actinopteri, Siluriformes, Bagridae. The record is from RefSeq and is a predicted model, not a curated record. The coding region runs from base 384 to 1529 and encodes 381 amino acids. Gene Ontology annotation, cellular component: membrane. The transcript has 11 exons. Gene Ontology annotation, molecular function: DNA binding; sphingosine N-acyltransferase activity.